Messenger RNA from Micropterus dolomieu (smallmouth bass), 296 nucleotides. Its product is annotated as mucin-5AC-like. The coding region runs from base 20 to 283 and encodes 87 amino acids. The transcript has 3 exons. The record is from RefSeq and is a predicted model, not a curated record. Lineage: Eukaryota; Metazoa; Chordata; Actinopteri; Centrarchiformes; Centrarchidae.
ACUCGCAUUUCAACCAGAGAUGAGAGUCGCAUCCAUGCUAACUGUUACCGGGACUGUGUGCUCCUUUCAGGUUCCUGUUUCUCGGAGUGGUUCACCGCCUACGUCCACCACGUCGUCUCGGGAGACUAUCCAAUCAUCAGAGACCAGAUCUUCAGGUACGUGCACGAUAAGGGCUGCGUGUCGACCACCGGCGACAUCACCGUCUCCGUUUCCACCGCCUUCCUGCCAGAGCUUUCCUCCGUCCAUCCGCCGCACUUCUUCUUCACCUACCGCAUCAGGAUAGAGAUGUCGAGCGG